AUGGUGUUUAUUUAUUUGCAACUUAGGUAAUUAAUGAUUCUUCCGAAUUACAUAAUCUAAUUGAUUAAUAACAUUUAAAUGAAAAUAUUUUUUAUGAUAAUAAAAAUUUUAGCUUUUAUUUCUUACAAUUGCAGCACUGGUUAGUAGUACUUAUAUUUUUUUUAAAACUUCUUCAUGAGCAUGCAGCUAGCUAUCAUAAUUUACUAUUUUGCAUCUAAGGCUUUUAAGUUGAUAGAGAAUGAAAAUGUAAAAGUAUUUAUAAAGGGUAUUUUUGCUGUGAUAGUUCUAUAUAAUUUUGGCAUACUAAUAUUGAAUUUUGUUGAGUAAUAUGUAAAAAAAUCAGGUAGAGUUUGUAAAUAAAAUAUGUGGACGUACAUAAGGGCCAUAGAAUUACUUUUUUCCUUAGUAUUUGCAGGAGUUGGCAAAUAUGUUAUUAACAGAAUGGAGGAGCAAAUAAGCCGCAUCGGAAUCUAAUAAAAUACAGCUGAAACUUUUGAUACUUAAAAUCUACCAGCUCCUCUCUUAGAAAAUAUUUAUUAGUACAAUAAUAAAGUUGCUCAAAAAAAAAAGAUUUGGAUGCUUAUUAUUGUCAAUAUUAUAUCAGGCAUAACUGUGAAUGUAAAAAAUUUCUUAAUAUUAUAUAAUGGAAGAAGUGAUUGUAGAUAUAUUAGCCAUGGAGACGAUGAUUAUAAUAAUGGUAGAGAUGUUGCUGACGCCAGCAUAGUGUUUGUUACUAAGAUUCUUGUUUAUUAUUUACCUAUAGUAGCUUGUAUCUAUGUAUUUAAAUUAAAGAAAGAAUAAAAAUAAACUUUUGAGAAAGAAUAUUUUUAUGAAGAAGGAGUGUAUACUACUGCUUUAGGUAUGAAACCAAGAAGAGCUAAUUCUGAUGAAUGGGCUGAGCGUGAUUAUAGCAGUAAAUUAAUAAACAGGCCUAAAAAAGAUUCUGAAAUACCUUAAACACCUACAAGCUAAAUAAUUAAUAAAAGUAAAAAAACUUCUUAGAUUCAAAGUAAUAAAAUAUCAAGUCAAGAUAUGCAUAAAACAAAAUCUAUAAAUGCAAUUACUCCCAACAGUUUAGACUUAUGA
Tetrahymena thermophila SB210 is the source of this 1086-nucleotide messenger RNA. RefSeq names its product transmembrane protein, putative. Lineage: Eukaryota; Ciliophora; Oligohymenophorea; Hymenostomatida; Tetrahymenidae. The record is from RefSeq and is a predicted model, not a curated record. The transcript has 5 exons.